Paramuricea clavata is the source of this 3024-nucleotide messenger RNA. NCBI's taxonomy places the organism in Eukaryota, Metazoa, Cnidaria, Anthozoa, Malacalcyonacea, Plexauridae. The record is from the annotation of a GenBank genome assembly.
CUCUCAGCGGAAACAUUCGCAAGUAGAAUAAAAAUUCAUGUAAGAAGGACAUGAAAAAGUGAGAUAUCUCUGCUCAAAAAGUUCAAAAAGUCAUCAUUUCUAAGCUAAAUUUCUAAGAUAUUUCGAUGUCUUAAGUGAUGGAGUUACGAAAAUGGAUGCCAAGAACGAAAAGUCGUCGUUUAGUGGUAUGUUUUGGGCCAUUUUAAUGUUUUUAAAAAUAUUAAAAGAUAAGUUCUUUGUACGUUUGCAUGGCGAUAAAACAUAUAAUAGUUUUGUUUGUGGAAACACCACGUAAAUUUAUUACUGCAAAGCUUUCGAUCGAAAGCCCGGAUCUUCAUCAGUGCAUAUUAUUAUUCGUUAGCACUGAUGAAGAUCCGGGCUUACGGAUCGAAAGCUUUGCAGCAAUAAAUUUACGUGGUGUUUCCACAAACAAAACUAUUAUAUAUUAAAAGAUGUUAUUUAAUAUUUGUCACUUCUGUGUGCAUAAAAAUAUAGUUUGGAAGUUGGAAUAUUUUGACACAAGGCAGUAUUUAAUUUAAUACAAAGCCAUUAAAUUAACGAGUUUUAUAAACUCUAGCCAGUGGUAGCACAAUGAUGACAUUGCAUGUUAGCAGUUAAAAAUUGCUUUUAAAGUUUUUCUGUUGCAACCAAAAAAGUAAUUUGCAAAUUUAAAAUCAGAUUAAGGAUCAGGAUUAGUGUUCAGGUAAUGACCACCCUCCUCCUGUGUCUCCUACAACUGGCUGCAUAUAUAAUUUGUCCAUUAUUACCAACUUGUUUCCAUAUGGGGCCUUGGUGGCAAAGUGGUUAAUGCACUUUCCUUUCACCUCCGAGGCCGCAGCACAGAAUACUACACAGAAGUCCAUCUCCAUUGUUUUUUGCAUAAGCGUUAUUCGUCAUGAUUUGUCACUCAGCAAGUACCGUAAACAGAAGCAGUCACCCCCCUGGACGUGCACCAUUUUGAGUAUUUCCAGGGGUGGACUGCUUCUGUAACUUACGGUACUUGCCGAGUGGCGAAUAGCGCUUAUGCAAAAAAAAAAACAAUGGAGAUGGACUUCUGUGUAGUAUUCUGUGGCCGCAGCUUCAAGCCUCAGUGAGAACUUUCUCAAUGCGACUCAAACCCAGUCCUCGUGUGAAAAGAGUAAAAGUCAACACUCUGCCGAAAGUUGUGGGUUUUCUCUGAGUACUCCGGUUUCCUCCCACAGGGAAAGUUGACAGGGUGGGUUAGGUAAAAAGGGCCCACAGUAAUUGGCACAUGCUGUUGUGGUGACCCUGCCCUAGUUGACAAAGCUAAAUAAAUAAAUUAUUCGACCUUUAUGACCACAUGAAAAAUACCAACCUUGUACUCAGUGUAUUUUCAUUUGUUUUUAGAAAUGUGGUAUCUGAUAUUUGUGUAUGAUCUGGCCACAUCCGUCUUCAUUCAUUGUAUUGUGGCACUUCUCUCGUUCUGUUCAUUGAGGAAACAUAAAUACAGCAGAUUUUUUCCAAUACUUGUUAUAAUUGUUGGCUUCUUGUUUCCUGUGACUGGGGGCAUUAUUACAAGUAGGUGUUUUAGACAUGUUAAUUUGCUUAGGAGUUUUAUACAGUGAGUAAUGUGGCAGGUUCAUGUGAGCUAUUUUGAGUAGACAUAUUUUGCUCUGGGGUGCUGGAAAUUCAAUGGAGAGAUGAGCAAGGGAGCAUAUAGUACCACCUAGGUUGGGGGGUACAGUCCCUAGUGGGUAAGGGGGAAAAGCCCUUAGGAUUUUUGGUCUUAUUUAGUUCAAAAUCCUUAUUUCAAUCAUACUACUGUCAUUAAAUUUCUCUAGGUAGGGUGGGAAAACUUUCUGAGGAGGUGUAAAAUAUUGGGGGGGGGGGGACCUAUAUUUUGAAUUACACUUUGGCAACUGUUAAAUUGUUUAUUACUACAACUUCACAUCAUUUUCUAGGCGCUUUAAUAUCACUUGUGUAUCAAAGUGCUCGACUGACCAUGCCAAAUUAUGUUGCAUUUCUCUGGGGUGGUGGACAGGCGUUUGCACUAUUUCUCGUCUCAUAUACAAGAAUACUGGCAACGUUAUAGCACUGUGGACAGCUGAGGUACAUUUGUAAAUAGUAGUAGAAAUUAAAGAUGCUUUCAAGCUGAUGGUUGGUUUUAGGUAUUUAUAUGGCUAGGUUGCACUUCUGUGUGAUCUCUAUACACACUUUCGAUAAUUAUGCCACAAGUACUUUUUGGUCUUGGAGCCUCGCUCUCAUUAGUAAAUUAUACAAGGUGAUUGGCUCACGAUUCAUGAGAGCGAGGCUCCCAGGUCAAAUGACAUAAUUAUCGGAAGGGUGUAUUCUGUGAUGAAGUCUUUGGAUUGAUAAUGUUUUGAUUAAGUUCGAGGAUAGCUGAUAGUUCUAGGAAGCUGUUUUUAUUAGACGAAAUUCUAAGAUUAGUAUUAGAGAAGCAUUGUAGAGGCUAUAGCAGUAUUGAAUUUGUUUCAUGAUGUAAAUGUUUAGACAGCAAAUAAUGAUUUGACAUUCAACAAACUCACAGGAUAAAAUGUCGAUAAAUUAUUAUUAUAAACAGGAUUAUUAUUAAUAUAUAAACAGGAUUUCCACAGGAAAAGACAGAUUUAUGCAUGGAUUGUUGUUUAUAUAAUAUUUAUACAAUGUGAAAGAAAAAGACUGUAAAUGAAAAUCACAAACUAAUAAAAGAUAAUUAAGCUAAAUAUAUUUCGUAAUUUUUGCCUUUUUGGUAGGCUAAAAUUUUACAGCACUUCCUGUUUGCAAGUUUACAAAUCAUUGCUAAGUUUCGGCUUCGGAAACUGAUGGCUAUAACCAGUGGCCAACUGAAAUACUCUGAUAAAAGUUAUUUAAACACCAAAAAAUGCUAGAAUAUUGAGGGUUUUGUGUAGUUUGGGUAUAUUGGAAUAUCACAACCAGCCUAUUCAUCUAUAAACGCUUGCUUCCAACACUAGUUUCAAUUAAACGGUUUUGGAUGAGUUAAAGUAAACGCCAAGGAAGUAAAAUCGAUCCCCACUAAAUACGAAAUCGCGCACAAUUCACGAC